GCAAGACACUGGAGCUCCAGCCAGGCACCAGAUGUUUUGCUGAGAAGGAAAAAAUAAAGAGCAUUAAGAGCUUUUUAAAUCUUGCAUUUUCACUCUUGUCCUAUAAGAAAUAAUUGUGACAUUUCAUGCUUGGAAAUGUGUCACAGAAGCUUUCUGUCAUAUUGACACCAUACACUGUGGAAGGGACUUGCUUAUGUAUCACCAGUUUAAAGGACCUGAAAACGCAGUGACCGCCAAGGAGGAUAUUUUGAAGUUUGAAAUGAUCCCUAUAUAAAUAGAACGGAUCAGCAUAACUUUGGGAUAAAAUUAGCCCGCAGUUUGUGGACUCUCCAGCCUUGCCUGUGUGCUGGGUGCUGCUCUCCUGCUAAAUCACAGCUCAGCUUCCACGGGGAGCAGAGGAUGGACGCCUUCACUGCCCCUAUCUCCAAAGCUGGAGCUGCCAAGUUAGUUAAGAAAAAUUUCCUGGAGGCUCUAAAGUCAAAUGACUUCGGAAAACUGAAGGCUAUUUUACUCCAAAGGCAAAUAGAUGUGGACACAGUGUUUGAAGUUGAAGAUGAGAAUAUGGUUUUGGCAUCUUACAAACAAGGUUAUUGGCUGCCCAGUUAUAAACUGAAAUCUUCCUGGGCGACAGGCCUGCACCUCUCUGUCUUCUUUGGUCACGUGGAAUGUCUUAUGGUUCUGCUGGACCACAAUGCUACCAUCAACUGUCGGCCCAAUGGGAAGACUCCUCUGCACGUGGCUUGUGAGAUGGCCAACCUCGACUGUGUGAAGGCUCUCUGUGACCGCGGAGCAAAGCUCAACUGCUACUCCCUGAGUGGGCACACGGCUUUGCACUUCUGCACAACGCCAAGCUCCAUUCUCUGUGCCAAGCAGUUGGUGUGGAGAGGUGCUAACGUGAACAUGAAGACCAACAACCAGGACGAGGAGACACCCCUGCACACGGCUGCCCACUUCGGCCUCUCGGAGCUGGUGGACUUCUACAUGGAGCACGGGGCUGUAGUGGACAGCAUGAACGCCCACCUGGAGACCCCACUGGCCAUCGCCACGUACUGGGCCCUGCGCUACAAGGAGCAGGAGUACAGCAGAGAGCACCACCUCAUCUGCCGCAUGCUGCUGGACAACAAUGCCGAGGUCAAUGCCCGUGAUGACGACUUCAAAUCCCCACUGCACAAGGCUGCUUGGAACUGCGACCACGUGCUCAUGAACAUGAUGCUGGAAGCAGGUGCCGAGGCCAACCUCAUGGAUGUCAACGGCUGCGCGGCCAUCCAGUAUGUGAUGAAAGUCACUUCUGUGCGUCCUGCAGCUCAGCCUGAGCUCUGCUACCAGCUGCUGCUGAACUACGGGGCUGCAAGGAUCUACCCACCACAGUUCCACAAGGUGAUCCAGGCUUGUCAUUCUUGCCCCAAAGCGAUCGAAGUUGUUGUCAAUGCCUAUGAGCACAUCAGGUGGAACAUAAAGUGGAGAAGAGCUAUUCCUGAUGAUGACUUGGAGAAACACUGGGAUUUUUACCACUCUCUCUUCACCGUGUGCUGCAACACUCCAAGGUCCCUCAUGCAUUUGUCGAGAUGUGCCAUUCGAAGAGCUUUACAGAAGAGGUGCCACAAGGCAAUUCCUAAGCUGUCCCUCCCAUUGUCUUUGAAGAAGUACUUACUUUUAGAGCCAGAAGGAAUCAUUUAUUAAGCCUUAUGAGACAACAGUUUCCAAUCCUAGAUAUUUAAGUGGACUUGCUGGGUAGAGACAGUUUGCAUAAAUAAAAUGGUACUUGGGCUGAUUAUAACACUUUGGGGAUUUUAAAACACUUUACGAACGCUAUGUCAUUAAUCCUAGAGUAUCAUGGUGAGCUGAAAAAAGCAAGUAAAGUUAAGGAAUUUUUAAAGACAUGACUAUAUUUAGAAGGCACUGGCAUAACAGCAACAGUCCAUAUGUGUAGUGCUCUUAUUAGACACCUGAUCUAUUUUGUGAAACUUUUCAUAUAUUAUCUCAUCUGAAAAGGGACCUACAAUUUCUUACAACCAAUCUCAUUCUCUACUAAUAAUAAGUUUACAUGACUGUUUAGUUUGAAAUGUAGCAGGUUUUGUGAGUGACCUCUUAAACUUGGUGUCCCCCUCCCCAGGACCAUUGAGGGUCAUACUGUCACUAGUUUUAGAAGUUUCUACUCCUCAUCCAAGGUCCUAUACUCUUUCGUGACAGUGUACAUGAGCACAGUUAGAACAAGGAGAUCUUUGAGACAAGUUAGAAAUGGGAAAGACCAACCUACUAGUCCAGGAAUGGACAUUUCAAACACUGAGCCAGACACUGGAGAUGCACGGAUGACUCAGAUGGGACUCCUGCUCUCCAGGGUCUCAUUCUCUGACAGAGGAUCCGGAUAUACGAGCAGGCGACUGUAGUAUGAAGUGCGAUGUGAUGGGGUGUGAGUACAGGUGCAGACUCGUAUUUAGUGCUUACCUGCCAAGGAUAUGCUUUUGACUUGAAGUGCAUGAUUUUUCUUUGAACCAUGAAGACAGAAAGUGGAGAGAUUGUAUAGAGGGACCUGCUACUAUUAGAGUCUAUGUAUGCAAGUUUCUCCAAAUGGUCCAGACUACUUUAUUUUGUAUGGUUUCCUGUUUAAUACUUUCCUAGAUUCCAAGCAAACUGUUGCAUACUCAGUGGCUCCCAUGUACAAGAGAAGGAAGUUGAGGGAAGAUGGGAAACAGGAAGUUGUGGAGGGAAGCACUCAGUAAAAGAUUGUCUUGGUCUUUUCAUGGAACAGACUGAUAUUUUAGAGUAUUUCAGCUAAAAGAUAAGGAUCCUGGAUUUUAAUAAUGGCUCCCUUUAGAAACUAAAUAGACUCUGAAAGGAAAAAUGGAGAAAUUGGGAAGUGUUUUAAUCAGACUUGCUAUUUAGUGUUUUGUAGAAAAAAGAUGGAGGUGAUUCACCUGUAGGCCUCCUGGAGAACGUUGCUUUGCCUUUCUGUUCUUGCUAAUUGCUGUAGAUAAACUUAUUUUGUAUUUAUUUAGUAGAGGUUAAAGUAGAAGCAGGGAAAAGCAGACCUGGACCUGCUGAUGCCCAGCAGGUUUCUUUUAUUGUGUGGUCUUGUUUCCUGUUGGAUGUUUUCCUGUUUUGUUGACUAGAGAUGAUGUCAAAUAUUCCACUAGGUCCUCACUUAGUUCUGUGUCUAAACUGAGAUUCUAGAACUCCCAGUGCUGUGUAGGAAAACAAUAGGUGGACACUAUUAUCUUUUACUCAGUUAACUUCUGAAAAGUAUUCUGUACUAAAAAAAAAAAGUAUUCUGUACUAAAACAAGAUCUCGAACAAGAUCAUCGAACAGAAUGUUGAACUUUUAGGAUGAUUACUCAUAAAAAGUAGUUUACUUCAUCAAGUGGUGUUAGAACAUACUCCAGAAUUUUCAAAGGAUUAGGGGCUUCUCUCCAUCUCCAGGAACAUUCUGGUAGAAAGUCUGGACAGACUGACUUAUGAUAAGUACACUGAGGUUGAGGACAGGAAGUGGGGAUGUUCCUUGUAUAGAGAAAUAAAAAUAUUUGUCAGUGUGUUGCUUGUGUUUGAAAGUUUGCCUUAGUCCAGCAUAGACUAUGUGGCUACUUGUUUUGAACUGUUUGUGGAUUCAAUGUGAUUAUGUCUGUACUUUGAAGUUAAGGAAAUUAAAUGAAAUAAAACUUACAUUUUCUUUUGUC
Messenger RNA from Nannospalax galili (Upper Galilee mountains blind mole rat), 3671 nucleotides. RefSeq names its product ankyrin repeat and SOCS box containing 4 (gene Asb4). The record is from RefSeq and is a predicted model, not a curated record. The coding region runs from base 400 to 1680 and encodes 426 amino acids. Gene Ontology annotation, biological process: intracellular signal transduction. NCBI's taxonomy places the organism in Eukaryota, Metazoa, Chordata, Mammalia, Rodentia, Spalacidae. The transcript has 5 exons. Gene Ontology annotation, molecular function: protein binding.